Carassius carassius (crucian carp) is the source of this 1585-nucleotide messenger RNA. RefSeq names its product doublesex- and mab-3-related transcription factor 1. The transcript is spliced from 5 exons. Gene Ontology annotation, molecular function: DNA-binding transcription factor activity, RNA polymerase II-specific; RNA polymerase II cis-regulatory region sequence-specific DNA binding. Lineage: Eukaryota; Metazoa; Chordata; Actinopteri; Cypriniformes; Cyprinidae. Gene Ontology annotation, cellular component: nucleus. Bases 51 to 857 code for a protein of 268 amino acids. Gene Ontology annotation, biological process: sex differentiation; regulation of transcription by RNA polymerase II. The record is from RefSeq and is a predicted model, not a curated record.
UCUAAGCAGAGGAACCGCUAUCAUCAUCUUCAUCAUCACCUAGUGUCGGCAUGAGUGAGGAGGAGCAGAGUAACGGCUCGCUGUUGGCCAGGAAGCCGUCCCGCAUGCCCAAGUGCUCGCGCUGCAGGAACCACGGCUUCGUGUCGCCGCUGAAGGGCCACAAACGCUUCUGUAGCUGGAGAGACUGCCAGUGUCAGAAAUGCAGACUGAUCGCUGAACGACAGAGGGUCAUGGCAGCCCAGGUGGCGUUACGGAGGCAGCAGGCCCAGGAGGAAGAGCUGGGUAUUUGCAGUCCGGUUAACCUGUCCGGUUCAGAAACUCUGGUGAAAAACGAGGCCGUCGGUGAUAAUGUGUUUACUAUCAUCCCAGGGCCGCCAUCACCCAGCACCAGCAGUGCCACCGCCUCUCCCACCAACCUAGGGAAUCGUUCCAUGCUGGCUCUAAGUCCUGCGGCGACCAGCAGAGGGCACACUGAGGGUACGUCUGACCUGAUGGUGGAUGCCUCCUAUUACAACCUCUACCAGCCCACACCAUACUCAUCCUACUAUAGCAACCUGUACAACUACCAGCAAUACCAGAUGCCUAGUGGAAAUGGUCGCUUGUCCAGCCAUAACGUGUCCCCCCAGUACCGCACACACUCCUACUAUUCCUCUUACCUGAGUCAGGGGCUCGGCACGACUGCAUGUGUGCCACCCAGCACCUGCCCUGAACCCAAAGCAGCAGCUUUCUCUGAUGGAGCUCAAGACUCUGUGUCCAUCAGCUCGAUGAUCAACACUGAGAACAGGCUGGAGUGUGAGAGCAGCUCAGAGUCUGGAACCUUCUCCAUCAACUCCAUCGUUGAUGGGGUAACCAAAUAAAAAACCCUCACCUUCACCAAUCUCCCAUCUAAUUGAAUUGUUUCUGUAUUUUCAACUUAUUGUUGUUAACUCAACUCAACAUUGUGUAGUUAACACUGAUCAGGUUGACUGUUGUGGUGUUUUUCAACUUUUUAGGGGAUUCUAUAAGAUUAGGUUAUAAUUUGCUCUUAGUUUCUCGAUGAUGAUCAGAAAUGCAGUUUACAUAGAUUGCUGUUUCAUACAGUUUGAUAGCUUCAGUUUGUUUACUUUGAUAGUGCAGUUUUUAAAGAUUAGAAUGAGUCACUUCCACUCCAUAUACUAUAAUGAAAGAAAUGGCAGAGCACAACGAUUUACUGCCAUAUAUCAGUUGUGGCUCAGUAUUGCUGUCAUUGGCCUAAUGAAUAAGCUAACUUCUUUCCAUGACCUUCAAGACGCAAAGUAUAUGAGCUCUUCUCCAGCAUCUCUAUAGUGUUGUGUUGUAGGCUGUGGGACAGUUGGGUUAGAAGAGAUACUAUUAAAUUAUUCUUCAAUCUCGCAGUGAACAGCUUAUUUAUUUAUGGCAAUCACUAAAGGACAUCAUUUAACUUUUGAUGAUUUGCAUCAACCCUGUUCCUAUGCAUGAUCCAGCUAAUGUCCAGUGCUCCCCGUAUUUUCUUUGUAUAAUAUGAAGCUGUGACCCUGAUUUUAAUGGUGUUGUUGGCACAGAUAAUGUCCUCAGUCAAGUCACAAAUAAAUGGUAAAGGAGAAGA